Messenger RNA from Erigeron canadensis, 3677 nucleotides. RefSeq names its product LRR receptor-like serine/threonine-protein kinase RGI5. Gene Ontology annotation, molecular function: protein kinase activity; receptor serine/threonine kinase binding; ATP binding. Gene Ontology annotation, biological process: protein phosphorylation. Bases 1 to 3474 code for a protein of 1157 amino acids. NCBI's taxonomy places the organism in Eukaryota, Viridiplantae, Streptophyta, Magnoliopsida, Asterales, Asteraceae. The transcript is spliced from 3 exons. The record is from RefSeq and is a predicted model, not a curated record.
AUGAAUUCUCUGAUGCUGAAAAGAUGUUUGGUGAUCAGGACUCUUUCUAUCAACAGGUUUGAAUCUUUUUCCAAAGCCCACAAAAACCCAGUUCCAUUUUCACCUGAAAACACCAUUUCACAACAUCCAAACUCUCAAAAAUGCCCAAAGUUUCAAUCUUUACAUACAUUUAGAGACAACAAUCACCAAAAGUUUGAAUCUUUUUCCAAACCCACUUCCAUUUUCACCUCUAAACACUGUUUCACACCCCUUCACUCACAAAAAAUGUCAAAACUUUCAAUUUUGUACACUUUUUUGACAUUAUAUCUCAUGACACCACCAUUAGUCUCAGCCCUAUCACCAGAUGGCAAAGCCCUACUCAGCCUCAUCACCACAACCACCACUUUGACCUCAUGGAACUCAUCUUCACAAACACCAUGUUCAUGGCAAGGCAUAACAUGCUCACCACAAAACAGAGUUAUAUCUCUAUCUAUACCAAACACAUUCUUAAACCUUACAUAUAUACCUCAACAGCUUUCAUCUCUAUCAUUUCUACAGCUUCUCAACCUUUCAUCCACCAAUAUUUCAGGCCAAAUCCCACCAUCUUUUGGCUAUUCUUUCCCACAUCUAAGGCUUCUUGACCUCUCUUCAAACUCAAUUUUUGGCCAUAUUCCACCUGAGUUAGGCCAACUUGCUUCACUGCAGUUUCUUUAUCUUGACUCAAAUCAACUCACUGGCAUAAUCCCACCUCAAAUCUCUAAUCUUUCUUCAUUACAGUACUUUUGUAUUCAAGAUAAUUUGAUAAAUAGUACUAUCCCAUCUGAGUUAGGAUCUUUAGUAUCUUUACAAGAGUUUAGAAUUGGUGGUAAUCCUUACUUGACUGGAGAUAUUCCACCUGAGUUGGGGUUUUUGUCAAAUUUGACCACUUUUGGAGUGGCAGCCACAGGGCUUUCUGGGACUAUUCCUGUGACAUUCAAGAACUUGGUUAAUCUUCAAACUUUAGCUAUUUAUGAUACUGAGAUAUCGGGUUUGAUACCUGCAGAACUCGGGUUUUGUUCUGAGUUAAGAAACGUGUAUCUUCAUAUGAACAAACUUAAAGGGUCAAUUCCUAGUGAAUUGGGAAAGCUUCAAAAGCUUACUAGUUUGCUUUUAUGGGGGAAUUCCCUUACUGGGCCGAUUCCCCCUGAGCUUUCGAAUUGUUCGUCGCUUGUUGUAUUUGAUAUUUCGGCUAAUCAGUUAAGUGGCGAAAUACCGAGUGAGUUAGGGAAGUUGAAAGUUCUUGAACAGCUUCAUUUGUCUGAGAAUAUGUUAACGGGCCCAAUACCGGCUGAGCUUAGUAACUGCACGAGCUUAACUGCGAUUCAGCUUGAUAAGAACCAGAUUUCGGGCCAGAUUCCGUGGCAGAUUGGGAACUUGAAAAUGCUGCAGAGCUUCUUUUUAUGGGGAAAUAUGGUUUCUGGGACGAUUCCAUCUUCUUUUGGUAAUUGUACCGAGCUUUACUCCCUUGAUCUUUCGAAAAACAAGCUAACGGGCGAAAUCCCGGAAGAAAUCUUUGGGUUAAAGAAGCUGAGUAAGUUGUUAUUGCUUGGGAAUUCGCUUUCGGGUAAGAUGCCUAAAAGUGUUGGAAAAUGUCAAUCCUUGGUUAGAUUAAGGCUAGGAGAGAAUCAGCUAUCGGGCCCGAUUCCUAAGGAAAUCGGGCUGUUGCCUAACCUGGUGUUUCUUGAUUUAUACACGAAUCGUUUCUCGGGUCUUUUGCCUCGUGAGAUAGGGAACAUUACGGUUCUUGAGCUCUUGGACGUUCAUAACAAUCAUUUAACGGGUGAAAUCCCAUUUGAGUUAGGUGAUUUGGUUAAUCUUGAACAGCUCGAUUUGAGUCAGAACAGGUUCACUGGUGAAAUCCCUUUGAGUUUUGGUAACUUCAGUUACUUGAAUAAACUCAUCCUCAAUAACAAUUUGCUUAGUGGUUCGAUCCCUGGGUCGAUCAAAAACCUUCAGAAGUUGUCACUUCUUGAUUUGAGUUCAAACAACCUUUCGGGCCAAAUUCCUUCUGAGACCGGGUCAAUCACGAGCUUGACCAUUAGUCUUGACUUAAGCUCAAACAGAUUCCAAGGUGAGAUACCAGAGUCAAUCAAUGGGCUGACUCAGUUGCAGUCACUUGAUCUUUCACACAACUCGUUUCAUGGGAAAAUCUUGAUCCUGAGUUCACUCACCAGCCUCACUUCCUUAAACGUGUCCUACAACAAUUUCUCGGGUCCUAUCCCAAUGACACCUUUUUUCCGAACUCUGACACCCGAAUCAUUCAUCCAAAAUGCGGGUCUUUGUGAAUCCAGUGAUGGAUAUUCGUGUUCUUCACGAACAUCCACAAGAAACGUGUUAAAAUCAGCGAAAACGAUAGUUCUAGUGAUCGUAAUCCUGAUAUCAGUGACCAUGGCAGCUGCAGCCACUUGGAUCUUUAUGUCAAAAAACCAUAGGUACAUGAUCAAAAACUCUUUAGCUGACUCAGAUCCUGAUUCUCGAGGGGACGAUUUUUCAUACCCAUGGACAUUCAUUCCCUUCACAAAGCUCGGUUUUACAAUUGACAACAUUUUGGAUUGUCUAAAAGACGAGAAUGUGAUUGGAAAAGGAUGCUCAGGAGUGGUAUACAAAGCAGAAAUGCCAAAUGGAGAGGUCAUUGCUGUCAAGAAGUUAUGGAAAACAAAAAAAGAUGAAGAACCUGCAAUCGAUUCUUUUGCAGCUGAAAUUCAAAUUCUUGGCCAUAUCCGGCAUAGGAAUAUUGUGAAACUGCUAGGGUAUUGUUCUAACAGAAGUGUGAAGCUUUUGCUUUACAAUCACAUUGCUAAUGGGAAUUUACAGCAGCUGUUACAAAGCAACAGGAAUUUGGAUUGGGAAAUUAGGUACAAGAUUGCAGUUGGGUCUGCACAAGGCCUUGCUUAUCUUCAUCAUGACUGUGUACCCGCGAUUCUUCAUAGAGAUGUUAAGUGCAAUAAUAUUCUUCUCGAUUGCAAGUAUGAGGCUUAUUUAGCUGAUUUUGGGCUUGCGAAGCUUAUGAGUUCUACAAACUAUCAACAUGCCAUGUCUAGAGUAGCCGGAUCCUAUGGAUACAUUGCCCCAGAAUAUGGCUACACGAUGAACAUUACUGAAAAAAGCGAUGUCUAUAGCUACGGGGUGGUGCUGCUAGAGAUCUUGAGUGGACGUAGUGCAGUCGAGAAUCGGUUAAGGGAGGGUUCACAUAUAGUUGAAUGGGUGAAAAAGAAGAUGGGAAGCUUUGAGCCAGCAGUGACCAUUCUCGACACCAAGCUCCAAGGACUACCCGAUCAAAUGGUCCAAGAAAUGCUACAAACGCUUGGGAUAGCAAUGUUCUGUGUAAACUCUUCACCUGCAGAGAGGCCAACAAUGAAAGAGGUGGUUGCAUUGUUAAUGGAGGUUAAGAGUUCACCUGAAGAAUGGGGAAAAACCUCACAACCUCUAAUAAAACAACCAUCUACUCACAGUUAAGCCUUUUGGUCGUCAUACAUUAGGGUUUUGUUUUAGAUUUGAGGGUUUAGUCAUUGAGUUGUUUUUAGUUCUCAAAUGGGUAAGAAUAGAAUUAUGUGAUUUGAGCAUGAGAAGAAAGAUUUCGAUAAAUGGUGUCAUUGGUUUAGUUUGUUCAUGGUAGGCCUUUUUUUAUGACAAUUGCAAAUUUGAUGCUUUCUGACUUA